Spirometra erinaceieuropaei is the source of this 1701-nucleotide messenger RNA. The record is from the annotation of a GenBank genome assembly. NCBI's taxonomy places the organism in Eukaryota, Metazoa, Platyhelminthes, Cestoda, Diphyllobothriidea, Diphyllobothriidae.
AUGGGUGAAAUCGGUACGAAUCUGCUCCUGCGGAGGAUAGCUGAACAAGCCCGCGAACAGAGCACGAUACGCGACGCAGCACUGGAGAACAAAUUUCGAAAGCUGCCCAAUCCAACGUCGCCCAGAAACGACAAACGGGUGCACAACCUGUCAUCAAAGGAGCUGACGAAGGAUCAGAUGCAGGUUUUACGGCACGAAGCUUCAUUUAACAUGGCUGACGCCAAACCUGUUAACAUGAUUGCAGCAGUGGAAUCAAUCCUUUGUCAGACGGAGGCAACGGAGGAGACUAAGAACCUCAUCCGACACCAAGCGUCGUCUCUCCUGAUGGCCCACAGGCCGCGGGAAGUGCUUUCCAAGGUCGAACGUGAUGCGCUUAGAGAACUCAAGGCCGACAAAGACCUGGUCAUCGUGCCAGCGGACAAAGGACGCGCCACAGUUGUACUGGACAGGACAGACUACCUUCAAAAAGCCAAAGGUUUACUGGAGGAACGACAGUUCUAUGUCCCAUGUGCAACGAACCCUUUAAAGGCGCUGACACGCGAAAUUAAUGCUACGUUGUUGGCCUUGGAGGACUCAGGUGCAAUAACACCGACCGACAGACGCAUGGCGAGACCCCAAGGUACGGCUUUGGCCCGAUUCUAUGGCCUCCCUCAGGUGCACAAAGACGGCGCUCCUCUCCGACCCAUCGUGUCGCUCAAAGGGACUCCAACGUACAGACUGGCUAAGUGGCUGUUCCGGCGUCUCAAGUUCCUGACCGCUGAGUCAGACACCACGGUCUCUUCGUCAGCACAAUUCCUGGAGAAACUCAAAGAGGUAAGCAUCCAUCCAAAUGAGGUCAUGGUAUCUUUUGAUGUUACAUCCCUUUUUACUUCUAUUCCCCAGGACCUGGCGAUCGAGACAAUUGAGCUGCUACUACAAAGCAAAUACGAUGAAACGGAGAACCGUCUUGGACACGCCCAAGUCCUUCAGAUCCUGAAGCUCUGUCUCAGGACGUACUUCACGUUCGACGGGACAAUAUACGAACAGCUGAAGGGCACACCAAUGGGUUCGCCGAUUUCGGGAUUCAUCGCCGAGGCGAUCCUGCAACGGUUAGAGUCGCUGGUCUUCCAGCACCACAGACCGAAAUUCUGGGCCCGGUAUGUGGAUGAUACCUUCGUCGUCAUCGAACGGGAUCAGGUAUUGACGUUCCAAGGACAUCUCAACGCCGUCUUCCCGGACAUUCAAUUUACGAUGGAGGAGGAAGAGAACAACCAGCUGGCCUUCUUGGAUGUCCUCGUAUGCCGCAAGGAUUGUGGUGGACUAAAGACCAAAGUGUUCAGGAAAGCGACAAAUACGAUGCAAGUACUGAACUUCAACAGUAACCACCCCAUCAGCCACAAACGCAGUCGUGUAAGGGCGCUCUAUCGGCGUGUCGAAACGCACUGCAGCGAGCCGGAAGACAAAAUUGCUGAACUACAAUACCUCCGACGGGUCUUCAAAGCCAAUGGCUACCCGCACAACUUCGUCGACCGGUGCAUACGCAAAAGGGACGAAAGGCCUAACCGCACGGACACCAAGUCUUGGCGGGCACUUCCGUAUGUCAAGAACGUCUCGGAAGCUGUCGACCGCCUUCUCGCACCACUUGGGGUUGGAGUGGCACACAGACCGGAGGCAACCAUCAGGCGUCUGAUCAUGAAACCGAAAACCCACUGCCACGGCUAG